Molecule: messenger RNA, 2557 nt
Organism: Zingiber officinale
Lineage: Eukaryota; Viridiplantae; Streptophyta; Magnoliopsida; Zingiberales; Zingiberaceae
Product: protein NTM1-like 9
Exons: 7
Coding region: 248-2374 (708 amino acids)
Biological process (GO): regulation of DNA-templated transcription
Molecular function (GO): DNA binding
Source: RefSeq, a predicted model, not a curated record
ACGCGAUCAUAAAAAGGGAAAGCUCUUCCUGGUUCGCGUCCCCUUCCCCGAAAAAAAGCUUACUUGGUGCUUGCUCCCGAAGCCAAAACCCUAGAGCUAUUACAGAGGUCGAGGACGCGGAUUUUCUGCUGUUCUUUCGAUCCCUUGGUUUCCUCUUCAUAUCUGAUAGAUUUGACGAGUAAAAGCUCUUAAUUUCGUUUGGAAGAUUGGUGCUCUCAGCUGAUAGCAGGAAAAAGGAGAUCGAGCGAUGACGGCGAUUGCGCUGAAGUCUUUGCCCCUGGGGUUUCGGUUCCACCCCAAGGACGAGGAGCUCGUGAACCACUACCUCAAGAACAAGAUGACAGGCAGGAUCAAGUCCGAGGUGGAGGUCAUCCCAGAGAUUGAUGUCUGCAAGUGCGAGCCGUGGGAACUUCCUGAAAAAUCCUUGAUCAAGUCGGAGGAUCCUGAAUGGUUCUUCUUUGCGCCGAAGGAUCGGAAGUAUCCGAGUGGUCACAGGUCCAACCGCGCGACCAAGCACGGAUACUGGAAGGCUACUGGGAGGGACCGAGUGAUACGGUCUUCUGGGGGAAAGGGUUCGGUCAUCGGCAUGAAAAAGACGCUGGUUUUCCACAAAGGACGAGCUCCCAAGGGCGUCCGGACUUACUGGAUUAUGCAUGAGUACCGCACCACCGAGCCGGAAUUUGAGUCUGGUGAUAAGGGAAGUUAUGUUCUUUAUCGCUUAUUUAACAAAAAGCCUGAGGACAAAAGUCCCAGCUCCAACACUGAAGACAUGGAGAUCCAUGAUUUUUCUCCUGAUGGAAUGCAGAACGGUAAAGAUGGUGUAGAGGUAAUUGAAAUUCAUUCAAACCAUGAAUCUCCAUCGUCUGACUUGCAAGAAGAGCCAAUAUCAGAUCCCGGUUCAGUUCAAAAGCAGCUUGCUGGCAUUGAGAUGUGGUUGGCUGACAAAGGUGACUGUUCUACUAGGGCCCCUGUAAGACCAGAGACAGGUCAUUAUAAUAUGAUUUUGCCUGAGGAAGAGAUUAAAUUGGGAGGAAAGGCUGAUUCUCUCCAAAAAAUUUUCUCCGGACUUUGUGAUGAAGUGCAUGAACAAAUAGGUCAUGGUUUUUCCAAUUUCAGUUCUCCAAUGCUGCAAUUCUCAGAAAAUCCUUCCAUCAGUGACAUGAACCAGGAAUUCCAUAUAGGAUCCAAUCAAUUUGAUAACGAUGACUACCUGGAUGCAUUCUUGAGCUCAGCACUCGAGUCAGAUGAUUGUUCUUCUGCUGCAUGUAUCUUUCCCAAAGAGACACACACUGACUGUUUAGUGAAAGAUUCAGCAUCUUGCAAGGAUAGUGGAUCAAACAGUGAAAUAGAGAUUGAACAAUAUUUAACUCAGGGCGCUACUUCUCAGUGGUUUCAUGGGUCAUCUCUUGGGCCAAAUGAUGUAUUGCCAAUGGAUGGUUCUUCUGAAUAUCCUGAAUCAACAACCCAGUUAAGCACCCUUUAUGAAACUAAUCUGCUUCUUUAUGACACUAUUGGACCAGAUGUGUAUUCAGUUGACACCAGUGCAGAAUCCUUGGAAGAUCUGUUCAAUAACAUUGAGGACUCCAAUAAUCUGAGUAAAUUAUCUGGUACUAUAGAAGAUGUUGAGAUGCCUGGAAUUAAGAUCAGGAGUCGUCUACCACCUCAUCCUGAACCAAACUCGAGCAAUUCAUCCAUAAAGCAGGGCAUAGCAGGAAGAAGGCUCUGUCUGCAAGCUUCCAUCAGGAAUGCACAACCUACUAGUGUCGAUGAUGCUGAAAGUAAAAUUAGAAUUGAUGACGAAGAUAAGAAAUCAACUCCAAAAGCAACACAAACUUUGUGUGGUAGCAUUGACGAAUCUUCUUCUGAUAAGAGUAUAACAGAUAAAUUUGAUGAGAGUUUUGAGACUGGAAUCAAGGUAAGAGCUCGACAAGUUGAACAUUCUCCAAACCCAAUUCCUCCACCGGAUAAGGUUUCAGGAUGGAAGUUCGAGCUGCAAUCAGCUUCUGACAGUGAAUCACAUAGAGAUAACAAUAAAGAGGAAGUGGAAAAUAUAGAGCAACAUGCUGGAGAGCAUUUGGUUGAUAAAAUAUCUGAAGCCAAGGAGAAUGCUUUGCCUACUUUUCUCCAGGAUCUUUCUAUUCACGAUGCAGAUGAAACAGCUAGUUCUUCAAGCAACUACCAACAACCUGAACCUAUGCUGAGGUUUAGGAAAAAAUCACCAAAUGAAGUUGGCAAGUCAGUAAAGCAGUCUUCAAGCUCAAUGCCUUCGACCAGUCAUUCAGCCGUUGCUCAUGCAAUCUAUCUGGUUCUCUCAGUGGUGGUCUUGCUACUUGGUUUGCAGAUUUAUAGGUUAAUGAACUCCACUGUUGAGUAGCUAUUUAGUAGCUCUAUGUUAUUUUCCCUUUUUUGUCGUGAUGAUACAUGAGGUUUGCAAACUAGCUUUAUUUCUCUCUUUAUUGUUCUUUUUAUUUUUGUUGGCUAAAUCAUGUUUACCCUUCAAUGGCAUGUAAUUUUGUAUCUUCUAUUUUGUAAAAUAUAUGUUUUUUAUUGUCUCCUA